Pecten maximus is the source of this 3788-nucleotide messenger RNA. RefSeq lists its product as uncharacterized. Lineage: Eukaryota; Metazoa; Mollusca; Bivalvia; Pectinida; Pectinidae. Gene Ontology annotation, biological process: protein desumoylation. The coding region runs from base 43 to 1824 and encodes 593 amino acids. The transcript is spliced from 4 exons. The record is from RefSeq and is a predicted model, not a curated record. Gene Ontology annotation, molecular function: deSUMOylase activity; nucleic acid binding. Gene Ontology annotation, cellular component: nucleus.
UAUGUGAUAAAUUUGUAUAAUUAUUUCAGUACUCUGCGUAAGAUGGUCAAUGAGCAUCAGACUAACUGGGAUGCCUUUUUGGAUGGAGCUUUGUUUGCCAUGAGAACCAAACCACAAUCCAGCACAAAGUACAGUCCAUUCUUUCUUCUGUAUGGCCGAGAAGCAAGGUACCCAAGUCAGCUCCCAAAAGACUUUGGAAACAACUUACAGGCUGAUCAUGAGGCAUCGACAACAACGGAAGAGGCCAAACGUCAAUAUGUUGAGCAGAGGGAAGAAGCCUCGCUGAGGAUUGCCCAGACAGCUAAGGUGAACAUUGAUAAAGCCCAUGAAAAGCAAAAGAAAAACUUCAAAGAAAGACAGCGAAAAGGGAGGCGUUAUGAGGACAUUUGUGUGGGAAAUAUGGUUCUGAUUCAUAAUGCAAGGAAGGCUGCUACAAAGAAGAAGGGAAAUCUAGAUCCGAACUACCAUGGUCCAUAUAAAGUAGUCAAUAUAGAUGGCAAGUGUGCCACUCUUCAGAACGAUUCAGGACAUACUCUAAAGAGGAAAACAAACAUAGACCACCUGAAACUGUUCAAAGAUCAGACCGCUCAUGAGACAGAUUUGUGUGCGCAGGACACCUGUGACAAUACUUCUGAAGAGGGUACAGUUUCUUGUAUGCAGGACACUGUUGGGAAAUACAUUGAAGAUGUCAGUUCAGAUGGCAGUCUGAAUGAACUUUUUAAGUUUAUAAGUGAACUGAACUUAUCAAAGAUAUCUCUGAACACUUUAGGUUUUCAAUAUCACCACUGUCCACAACAGAGUUUCUUGAAGGAGGUUAUCAGUGUAUCGGAGGCAGAGUUAGAGUGCUUUGGUACACUAUUGUUACCUCAUCUGAGACAUUUGGAUUUGGACUUGUCAGUGAAAACAUCAGUGGCUAUGCUUACAUCUGCAGUAUGUGUUAUGGCCAGUCAUCAGUUUCAGCCACUGAUGACCAUUGCACAAACACUCAAGGAGGUACCAAGCCAUCUUGAGGAUGUUGACAUUCACGAGAUCCCACAACUCUACCCAACACAAAGACUCACAGUUGGCGGCGAGACACUAGAGGCGGUGGACAUGGCAACUCUAGAGGAUGGGAAGUGGAUAAACGACAAGGUCAUCAACUCCUUCUUGGCACUGAAAAAGAUGGAGCAGAACACAUCAGAAUCAAACAGACACAUUUAUGUCCUUCCCUCGUACACAGCCGUUCAAUGGGAUCAAGGUCACCUGGAUCACUGGAUGUUUAAGAAGGUUCAGUUCUCCAAAUACACUCAUGUAUUCCUGCCAAUAUGCAUCAAUGGGAAUCACUGGGUGUUGCUGGUUGCAGACGUAAAGCAAAGACUUGUCUACGUUCUGGACUCUAUGAAUGGGGAGGUUGGUCAGAAAUGGACAAGGAUGUGGGCAGAAUUCAUGGCCAAUCGGGACAGACUUCCAGAUGUUACUGAACAGUUUGGUGUGUGGAACUUCCCGGAGAUCAGAAGCAGCAAACAGACCGACAGUAAUUCAUGCGGUGUGUUCACCCUGAUGAAUGCGGAAUGCAUUGCCAAGGAUGUUCCCAUAGCAGUCAUGAGACAAGUGCAUUGCCAAAGAUAUAGACAAUAUGUUAAGGCAUCUUUGCUCAAUGCUGGAGCAGCAAAGUCGGACUCUAAGUGUGACAUGCCAGAUUGUAGGAUACCUAAAGGACACAAAAGAUGGGUCCAGUGUUGCGUGUGUGGACGUUGGCUCCACACAAAGUGUUGCAGGAUUCCGACAAAGGCAGCCAUCGAGGAGGAAUACGAAUGCUGCUUCUGUGAAGCCAUGUAUAGAUAGACAUUCAUAGCUUAUUAUUGCUACCAAUUGGUUUGGAAAAGCUUCCUCUUCCAAUUUCUAUUAGGACUGGUCAAAUUUGAUGAACAAUGUGUUAUGGUGUAGUUUAUCUGUCUGUUAAUUUUUGUUAUCUCCUACAUUUUUCUAACAAUCUCUUUGAAACUUGGUAUUCAUUAUAAUUAUGAUAGGAAAUUGUAUUACCCUGAAAAGGUUUUAAUUUCAUUAUUUUUGAACAAGUUUAUUUCAGUGAUGAAAAUUCUUGUCACAUCAUUCCUAUUUUUAUCCUGCCAUCAUCAGAUGGUGGACUAUUCAAAUCGCCCUGCAUCCAUCAUCUCUAUGUCCAUAACAAUCCUUGUUAUCAUUAUGUCAAAGUACUGGAGGUACAUUUCUAUAACAUGAUGAGUAGGUUCCCCUUAGUUCCCAGUUGUGUUAAAACAAAAUGACUGACAGGUGGCCAUCUUUGAUUUUGAGAACUAGAAGAUUUUUGUAGCUACAUUGUAUUUCUUAAAGUACUGGAGGAGUGUUUUGCAAACUUCACUUGUUCUUGUCAUCAGAUUAUGAAGAGGGAAAAAAAAGAAAUGGAAAAGUAAUGAAAUCAGUCUGACAUAGAACCAUUAGAGAUUGUUCAAUGGUGUACACCAAGAUUCCCCUGGUCUCCUGUUAAUUAGAAAAAUGGAUAUAAAUAAUUUCUUGAAAAGUACUGAAGGAAUAUUGCUCAAAUUUUGCUUGUAGGUUCCCAUUGGUAUCAAGUUGUGUCAAUUCAAUUUAGAUUUUUGAUGAGAAAAAUAGAAUGGUCGUCAGACACCCAUCUUAGAUUUGAAGAAUUAAAGUUUGUUAUAUUAUCACUAUUUCUUGAAAAGGGAUGUUUCUCAAACUUCACAUGUACAUGAAGGUUCCAUUUGUUCUUUGAAUCAGAAUAUUAAGAAAGAAAAAAUAAGGGAGAGUUAUAGAAGAUCAGUGUGACACAGAACCGAUCAUUGAAUUGUGGGUACCAAUUUUCCCCUGGGAUCACUCGUUAGCCUCAAUUUUGAAAAUUAAUUGAUAGGCUUUAUAUAAGAUAUGAAGUUGUUUCAUAUGAAUGUUUCUACCCUUUGUUCAUUUGAGCAUUUUAUAGUUGUCCUAAGAUUUCCAUUUUUUUGUGAACAUGGAAUGCAUUAUAGUCAUAGUUAUAUUCCCACCACAAAAAAAUUUUGGAUUGGUCCAAUGAAUACUUUAAUAUUAUUACUGGGGAGGGGGUAGACUUUACAAUAGUUUAUAUAGGGAUGACUUUCCACAUUUUUGACAAUCAUUUAAUUGUUGACAUUUAAUUUGUUAACAUUAUCAGCAUUGGAUGACAGCUUAAUGAUAUGCACAUGUUGGCCCUGACAGACCCCCAGGGACUGAUGUGUGGGGCUAAAAAGGGUCAAUUAGAUUAACUGAAAUAUUUCAAAUCUCAGGUGACCGUUAAGGCCCAUGGGCCUCUUGUUAAUUUGUAGAUUUCUUUUGCAUCUAUUACAUUUACUUUUUUGUAACAGAAUCUGUAUUAUAUUUUCUUGUGUCACAAGAUUUGGAAUUAUAUGUAAAUUGUAUAUAUCAUUGCCACACCAAAUGAAAUUUUAUGAUUCAUUUGUCAAGCUAUGACUGUUACACUUUUCAGAUAUAUAAGUCAUUAAAAAGGAGGAAACAUUUCAAAAACUAUAGAAAUGUUAUAUAUAUAAAAAAUAUUAAAACAUUAAAUUCAGUGAAGUUUUCUUUGAUGUUCUACUUCUAAGAUGUAUGAUCCCUGUGCUUGCUUUUGAUGAAGUCUAUUUGGAAUUUCAUUAGUAGGAACAAUUGGAGUUACAAAUACUUUGGUGUGGCCUUCAUUCUCUAACUUACAUAUAAAGUUAUUAAGUCACUUGCUUCGCUAUGUAGCUUGUAGCUGUGACAAAUGAAAUAUUCAUUAUAACUUUUCCUUUGUGCUGAAUAAAAUGUGAAAAGUACCAUAA